AGAAUGACUUGGAGGGUCGCACUAUCUGCAUAUGCAGUGGCCCUGACCUGAUCAAUCUCACAUUCACGUUCAUGGUUGCCCAGAAUGUCAAUGUUACCAAGGUAGCCUCUCUCUCCCCGUGUCAUGCUGUAAGCAGUGUAUUUCAGAACUAUGCCUGACCUACCAGAGCUCUCUCUUUCUCUCUCAAUCCCCCCCCCCCGUCUCUCUCUCCCUCGGGUGGGGGCGGGGGUGGGGCAGACGUGCAGCCUCCAGCUGAGACAGCUCAUUUGUCACGGCGUCUCUCGGCGGCGUCAUGUAACCCAAGACCAAAUCCCCUGAAACAGAAACACUAUGGCCCAGAAGCCCGCCACCCACCCCAGGGGACGGCAUUUAAUGUACCUCUGUUGGGCCAGCGGACAGCUGCUCUGUCAGUGGACACGUACAGGCUCGCAUUUUGCUUGGGUUUGCCUUGAUUUUUCCAUUUUGUGCUCUUUUUGAAACAUGUGGUUAAUUCAUUACUCUCCCACCCAGGAAGAAAGAGAGGCUCGUCUUGGAUGUACUGCAGGGGUCGUUCACCUCGGAAUGCUACAUGCUGUCUCCAGCAGCGCCAUCAGUGGACUGAGGGCUUGAGGUCACUGAUUCACAACUUCAGGGCCAACAACGUGUGCCCCAUGACAUGCCUAAGGAAACAUUGGAUGAGGCUGUCAUUUCUUACAAAUGUGAAUGGAAAGAUUCCAGUGAGAAGUAUUACAAGAACCUUUGCCUCAGGCAAAACUGAAAAAGUAAUCUUCCAAGCACUGAAGGACUUAGGUCUUCCCGGUGGAAAGAAUGAUGAAAUUGACCACUCUGUGUUUACUUUCGAUAAGUUUUAUGCACUCACACAAAAGAUCUGUCCCAGAACUGACAUUGAGGAACUCUUCAAGAAGAUAAAUGGUGGCAAAAGUGAUUAUUUAAACGUAGACCAAUUAGUCUGCUUUUUAAAUGAAAGUCAGCGAGAUCCACGGCUCAAUGAGAUUCUGUUUCCUUUCUACGACGCCAAGCGAGCCGUGCAGAUAGUGGAGAGAUAUGAGCCCGAUGACAAGCUGAAAAGAAAAGGCCUUAUGUCGAGCGACGGCUUCUGCCGCUACCUGAUGUCAGACGAGAACGCCCCCGUCUUCCAGGAUCGCCUGGAGCUCUACCAGGACAUGGAGCAUCCACUGGCCCACUAUUUCAUCAGCUCCUCGCACAACACCUACCUGACAGGCCGCCAGUUUGGGGGGAAGUCCUCGGUGGAGAUGUACCGUCAGGUGCUCCUGUCAGGCUGCAGGUGUGUUGAACUUGACUGCUGGGAUGGCAAGGGUGAGGACCAGGAGCCUAUUAUCACUCAUGGCAAGGCCAUGUGCACAGAAAUCCUCUUCAAGGAUGCUAUUCAGGCCAUCAAGGAAACUGCCUUUGUGACAUCUGAGUACCCUGUCAUUCUGUCCUUUGAGAACCACUGCUCCAAGCCUCAGCAGUACAAGUUAGCCCGAUACUGUGAAGACAUUUUCGGGGAUCUGUUGCUCCGGGAGCCGCUGGAAGGCUUUCCAGCUUCUGAGUUGGAGCCCGGCUGCCCUCUGCCCUCUCCCCGCGACCUCAAGAGGAAAAUCCUCAUUAAAAACCGAAGAUCCAAACCAGAGGUCGAGCAGAAGGAACUGGAGGAUUUUAAGAGGAACAGGGACGCAGGUCCCAGUGCCAAGGAGAAUGAAGACGAACCAUUUAGUGACGGUGUGGAUGAGGCCCACCCAGAGCUUCAGCUGGGGAUGCCUUUCUGCUCCAGUGAGCCGAGCGGUGUGACCCAGGUGGACAGCGGCGGGGAAAUGACACAGGAUGAAGUGGAGAUAUUAGAAGCCCCUGAUCAAGAGAACGGCAAAAAGGUCGGUGAAACAAACGUGGACGAGCUGUACAUCAUCAACAGCUACCACUACGUCGCAGCCACGACCAACGUCCACCCCUACCUCUCAUCGAUUGUCAAUUAUGCCCAGGCUGUGAAGUUUCUGGGCUUUGAAGUAGCAGAGGAGAACAACAUCCAUCACAACAUGUCCUCGUUCAACGAAACGGUCUGCCUGGGACUGCUGAAGACGAGUGCCAUUGAGUUUGUGAACUACAACAAGCGGCAGAUGAGCCGCAUCUAUCCCAAAGGGGGCCGGGUAGACUCCAGUAAUUACAUGCCUCAGAUCUUCUGGAAUGCCGGCUGCCAGAUGGUGGCUCUGAACUUCCAGACCCCAGAUCUGGCUAUGCAGCUCAACCAGGGCAAGUUUGAGUACAACGGCUCAUCCGGGUACCUGCUGAAGCCAGACUUCAUGCAGCGGCCCAAUCGGAUGUUCGAUCCGUUCUCCGAGACCCCGGUGGACGGGGUGAUAGCCGCCACGUGCAGCGUUCAGUUGUUCUCUGGUCAGUUUCUGUCGGACAAAAAAAUUGGGACGUACGUGGAGGUGGACAUGUACGGACUGCCCACAGACACCAUCAGAAAAGAAUUCAGAACAAAGAUGGUGAUGAAUAAUGGACUCAACCCAGUAUACAACUCAGAACCUUUUGUGUUUCGAAAGGUAAUCCUGCCAGACCUGGCCGUGCUGAGAAUAGCUGUGUAUGAUGACAACAAUAAGCUGAUUGGCCAAAGGAUUCUCCCCCUGGAUGGGCUGCAGGCGGGCUACCGACACAUCUCGCUGAGAAAUGAGGGCAACAAGCCGCUCUCGCUGCCCACCGUCUUCUGCAACAUCGUCCUCAAAACAUAUGUGCCCGACGGCUUUGGGGCCAUCGUGGAUGCAUUGUCUGAUCCAAAGAGGUUCUUAUCCAUCACUAAGAAGAGAGUGGACCAGAUGAAGGCCAUGGGGAUUGAGGAGUGUGACAUCGUGGACGUGCCGAGCGACAGCUCCAAGAGCGAUAAAAGGAGGAAGGUGAGCCAGGUGAAGGCCAUAGUCAGCCCGUGUGAGAGCGCCCAGCUCUGCCACAACUCCUCGUCCACUCAGCUCGCCGGCUCCGCCACAGCGGGAGAUACAGCCCUGCUGGUGCAUCCAGUCAGCGUGGAUGACUUGAAGCAAAUGAAGACCUACCUCAAACUUUUGAAAAAACAACAGCGUGAGCUCAGUGCCUUAAAGAAGAAACAUGCAACGGAGCAGUUGGUAAUGCAGAGGGCCCACAGCACGCAAGUGGACAAAAUCGUGACUCAGCACACCAAGGACAAGGGCACUCUGGACAAACAGCUGGAAAAAGCCAUUAAGAAAGCGGGUGAGAAGAACAGCUCCGAUCUGAAGAUGGAGACAGACUUUAAAAUCCAGGCCAUAACCACAGAACACAAAGACAAGGUGAGGGAGCUGGUGUCCCAGCAGUCCGUGGAGUGGUCAGCGCUGACAGGCAGCCACGGCGCCGAGGGCCAGGCACUGCGCGACCAGCACGUGCUGCAGCAGUGCGAGCUCCUCAAGGCGCUGCUCGCCUCGCUCCAGCAGCAGCACCGCCAGCAGCUGCAGCUCAUCCACGACCGGCAAGGCAAAGAGAUCCGAGUCAAGCAAGCCAAGUCCUCAAUGGAGAGCGGCAAAGCUAUCAGUCAAGAUAAAAGCAUCAAAAAUAAGGCAGAGCGAGAAAGGCGGGUACGGGAACUGAACUGCUGCAACACGAAGAAGUUCUUGGAGGAGAGAAGAAGGCUCUACAUGAAGCAGUCCGGGGAGACGGAGCAGCUCCAGAGAGCCCAGCGAGAACAGCUGGACGAGCUGGAGAGGUGCAUCGAGCAGCUCUUGCGAUCACAUCACUCCAAGCAUCACUGUGAAGCUCACAAAGAUGCAGAGGAAGAGGAAAGGCAACAGGCAAGCCACAGUGAUGCAACAAGCAGUCAAACAUAAUGAAGAUUGCAUGUUCUGUACAAUACAGAUCACACACACAUACACACACACACACACACACACACACACACACACACACACACACACACACACACACACACACAUACUCACACACAGCUUUCAUUCAUUUGUUGUAAUGUCACAUAAAAAUCUGAUUGCAUUUAUUUAUGCUAUUUUCAUGUUUGCAUGUUGUUACUCAAAAUGUUACGUUGUCACCUGCAUUUUAUUUGCUUUCCAUCUUUGGCUAUGAACCUGUAACCUUUGGAAAUAGGAUUUUUCAUUGCUGAUAAUGGCAUUUUUAAGGUUGAGGGAGUGAAGUAAGCCACCAAAGUCUCUUUGAGUUCCAAUGUAAUUUCAACACUUAAACCUUUAUUGAACUAAUUGACCAGAAUUGAGCCUCUCUGAUCUUCCUCUUUGGCAUUCAGAAGCCUGUACAGGCUUGUGGUCAAAUAGUAACACUUUUAGGACGUUUCACUGUGAUCUCAGAUUUUAGUCUGUUUUAUUCUUUCUGCCUUUUGUAGCCAAUUUUAUACUGUUGUUUUUUACCCCCAAGGGUAGCCCUGUUUAAGGCUUACCAUUUUAUAUUUUAAAGUUGAUAAUGUAUUCUUUCUGUGUAUUUUUUAUUUUGGGACUUAUUGUCAACCUGAGAAAAGAGUGUGUCCUAUUCCAAUUUAAACAGACUGUUUGUACUCACAUGCCAUUUUAGUAUUCUGCCCAUGGUCUGAGUAAGCUGGUACUUUGAUGCCAUUGCCAGCUAUUACAACACUGUUUAUUAAUGCCAAGCUACAUAUAGCAGUAGCCAUGUGGCAUGUAGAAAGCAUCACACUGUACCUCCAAACAUCAUUAUGGCUGACAAUAAAAUGUCCUUGUAAAUUUAC
Alosa alosa (allis shad) is the source of this 4708-nucleotide messenger RNA. RefSeq names its product 1-phosphatidylinositol 4,5-bisphosphate phosphodiesterase beta-4 (gene plcb4a). Gene Ontology annotation, biological process: lipid metabolic process; phosphatidylinositol-mediated signaling. The record is from RefSeq and is a predicted model, not a curated record. The transcript has 34 exons. NCBI's taxonomy places the organism in Eukaryota, Metazoa, Chordata, Actinopteri, Clupeiformes, Clupeidae. Gene Ontology annotation, molecular function: calcium ion binding; phosphatidylinositol-4,5-bisphosphate phospholipase C activity. The coding region runs from base 534 to 3830 and encodes 1098 amino acids.